CUUGUUCACUGUGUUCAUAUGCAUCACUUCUUUCUGUUUCUACAACGCGCUGACCUAUUUAAAUUCAGCGGGAUAUUUGUAUGCUGUUCUAGAGUAGAUAUAGGAAAUUGAUAUUUUGUGGAGAUAACAAUCUCCGAGUUCUAUAUUUUAUCACUAUUAAAUAGAGGAGUCCAAGCUUGUACGAGUGGAUUCUUGCUGACCGGUUACUUUUAGUAAAGUACAUAUUCGUUGGUUUUUAUAUUUGAGUUAAUGUAGCGACGAUUUUUACGAUAUGGAUCACCUAAAAUAAUUGCGUCUUCAUUUAGUCUUUUAUUAUUGAAGUAUCAAAGAAAAAGGGAAAAGCCGUGUUUAUGGAUAUUGUCAUGCAUGAGGGUAUCAGCUUUUUCCAGGACCAUGGAUAUGAUGCAGUCCUUUGAUUGUAGUCCUCUCUCUCUUACACAGCUUUAUUCCUAACCGUUAAAAAUUGAUAAAAUCAAAUCAGGAAUGCGAGAAUUUCAUGGCCUGCUGUAAUUUAUUUGUCAUCCGAAUUCACUCCUUACUUGAACCGCUUUUAGUGAUAUAUAUCUUACUGUUAAUAUACUGUAUGCAGAUCAGGAUCUUUUGCGAUGAAAAAAUAUAGGUAUUUGCUUGGUGUAACACGUCCUCGAUAUUAUUUCUUAUACUUUCUUAACUUCAUGACUAACUCUACUCAUUACUGAAAAUGAUGGAAUGCUGAACAAGUGUUUUGUUCCUAUUUCUGUAUUUUAAUUGAAAUCAGUUUAGUAAACUCAGUGGUUUCAGAUAGAGGUGUUUAAUGCCUGAAUUCUUUCUUAGCUUGAAGGCAAAAUUAUUUUUAGAUAAAGACAGAUCAACAUGACAUGCAGAAUUGUAUUGGUUCAACUUUCAACACUUCAAAACAAUUAGGAGUAGGAUACCAAUUUGCGCAAAUACGGUGUAAGGAGAGAAAAUACAACUCUGAAGGGUUUUCUUCAGUCCUCUAUGAUAAAAAAUACUAUGCUAAAGGUAGCUUCUGCUAAUCUAUGAAAUAUAUAUCUCCGGGGAGAUCCGACUUCCCUUUAAAGGCGCUUGCAUAAGGAAUGUAUGCCUCGAUCCAGUAAAAAGAUUUAAUAAGUGUUUACGUAGAUACCACGGUGAUUGAUUUCCGUGAGAAAUGCUAAGGGUCUGCAGUCGUUAGUUCGCCAUAUCCUAAGGAAUCCAUGUAUUUAUAAAGGUUAUUUUGUACUUUACUAAUACUAGAUAAGUUUAUUUUAUGUAAUACAGUGAUACGGUAUUCAUAUAAAUGAUAAUGAACGAUACAUUUAGUUCGAAACAGUAUCCUUUUACUUUUAUUAUUUAUUUAUUUAAAACAAUAUUGGUAAAGUAUGACACCAAGAAGAUGUGCCACACAACAGUAAUAAAACAACAUAUCCAGUUAUCGAUACUGUGUCCAUGUUUUAUACGAAAAAUCGCAUCUAGUAUAGAAUUGUACGCUACCACACUGCCCAAAUUCUACAGUUACAUUAAUUCUGGUUAUUUCAACAUGAUCCUAAUCCGCUUGAUGUUGUGAACCUUGUUAAAAGAUGGUUCGAUGCUUCUAUGCCAUUCUACCACAUUGUUCAGUAUAUUACUACAUUUUCGUCAACCAACUCGCUUCCGUCGAGUGAAAUACCGUCUAACCUAAUCACUUGUAGGUAGGGUUAAAUCCGAAAAUUUUACUACUAAAGGUGGCUCUUCAAUGAUUUAAUUUUGUAAGUGGAUAAUUUGAUUGGUUACACCUAGUAGUGCAUAAAAGAUGUAAACCGAUUGGUGAAGCUGUAGAUCUCUUAUAUCAAGUUACUGAAGUAGAAAUACGCCGUAAGAAAGUUUGAAGUGAUGCGGACAAAACAGGCUAAUGGUUUCUAAUUGCCAGCGUAAAUAUUAUGGGAGAGUAUGGCCUUUCUAGUUACAACCAGGAAUUUACAUUUGAAACCUAGAUAAUUCAGUUUAAAAAUCAUUACAGUAUUUCAGGUAUCGUAGUGACUAACAUCACCGUCGAUGCCGCUAGGUAGCAUGUAAUUCCUGUGUGUGUAUGAAGCCUCACAUUCAUCUAUCUUUUAAUAAUGCUUAAUUUACAAGCAUGUGGUCUCUAUGCUGCAUUAUUCCUACACUUGUUUAACAGGUCACAUGCUCAUAUUUGUCAUGUUUUACCUGAUUUAUUUUACAAAUUAUCAUAAAGUUGAUGGAAUCACCUGUGCUUUCGGUUUUCAAGCAAAUAACAAUAGUAUCAGAAGUAGAAAGUGUGCUACAGGUUUAGAGCACUGUUUAAUCACCCUUAGUCGUGAAACAGUCAGUCAAACAUAUGAACUACACAGCUUCGAUUGUUGGCCGUGGCCAGAAUUGGGAAAUAAAUGUCCUAAUGUUAGUGGAGUAUGUCAUGUCCUACAUAGAUCUAAAGAUGAUUUGCAUAAAACUUGCUGCUGUUACGGUCAUAUGUGCAAUAAUGAGACUCUUGAUAUCGUUCCAACAUCUGAAGAUAUAGGUGAAUUUCACAAAAAUGGUCUCGGUCACUUUGGUUUACGAGUGCCUGGUCGUGAUUCAAACGUGGUUGCAGCUCUUCAGGAUCUAUUCAACUCAGGCAUCGUUUCUUCUUUGAAUUCAGAUUCAUAUGAAGAUCCUUCAAAAGAUCGUUUACUGGUUUCUUCAUUACGCAUAUUUGUCAUUUGUGGAAUACUUCUUUCAACUGUAUGCACAAUUAUUCUAAUUGUGUUUUGUUUAUCUCCACGAUAUAAAAAAGUUAGAAUGAAAAUUUUCUUUCCACGCAAUCAUUCAUCAUCUUCACAAUACUAUCAAAAUGGAUUAGAUAAUCGUGUGCGUAGGCCAUUACCAAUAAUCGAUUGUUUUCAUUGUCCAAAAAGUUCGUCUUUCAAGUCAUCUUAUGCCGGUGAUUGUGUUAUUAGUUAUCCUGUUCAAAAUUCUGAAGUUACACAUCAUUGCAUUUCUAAUAGUGGGGAUAAUCCGCCUAAAGGUUGUUCAUAUACUGAAUCAAUUGGUAGUGAAUUUGUAUUCUGUGAUAUAUCAGAACAUGGAUCAACUACAAUUACAGAAAUAGCUAAUCUACAGCUUGUAGCUAAAUUUUGUCGAAAAGGAAAAUUAAUUGGUCGUGGACGUUUUGCUGAAGUAUGGCUUGCCAGUGUCCCUUUAUCAGUAAUUACUAAUCAAAUAAAAAUGACUCAGGAUUUUCUACGCCUUUUAAAUAAUCAUGAAAACAAUCAUAGUAAUGGUAUAAAAUUGAAUCAAUCAACUAAUGGAUCAGUUCUGGGGAAUAAUUCAAAUGCUAAUUCAUCUUGGCAUUUAUUCUGUUGUCAAUCAGAUAAUAAAAUGAAAAUGAUAUCUAGUGACACAAUGAAACGAAAUAACUCAAAUACAUCAUCAUUAUUUCUUGAAUCUCAUACGCAUAUACCUAUGGAUUAUUUUUACAGUGUCAAAAGUGACUCUUCUCAAUCGAAAAUCUCAUCUAAAGAAUGCGUAGAAGCAAAAGGUAUGCAUCUUAAUGAAACUACCUCGCCUUUAUUAUUAUCAACAACUGAUUCAUCAAUUAAUCUAAAGAGGAAUUCAUUAAUUAAUGAUGAUAAUUCUGUCAUUGAUGAACCUUCUAUGCCUGUGGCUGUGAAAACAUUCACUUCGAAUGAAUAUGAAUCUUGGCGGACAGAAUUAAGUAUUUUCAAGGCUAUUCAUGCGAUAAACAGACGAUUUUCUUCGAUUACACCCCCUCCAUCUACUACUGCUAAUGCCAUCGCCGCUGCUGCUAGUACAACCACUCCUACUUGUACAAUUGGUGGUACAAAUUCAUGUGAUGUAAACAGUAUUCAUCAAAUGCUAAAACAUAUUGGACAUCCUAAUAUUGUUUUAUUAUUGGGGGCAGGAUCGGUUCAACUGUGUCAAUCUUCAAUUACAGAAUAUCGUUUAGUAAUGGAAUUCGCCUCGUCUGGUUCAUUACGUCAACUCUUAUCAAAUGGUAGUUGGUUGUCAUUUAAACGUAUACUAAAAAUUUCUGAUGAUAUUGUUCAAGGCUUAGGAUUUCUUCAUAGUGAUUUGGUGAAUAAAAAACAAUUGAAUGGUCGUACUGUUAUCUUUCCUAAAUAUCCAGUAGCUCAUCGUGAUUUAAAACCAGAGAAUAUAUUAAUACGUGAUGAUGGUAGCGUUUGCCUGUCAGAUUUUGGUCAGUCUAUUUGUCUAGCCGAGAUUCCACCGAAUAGUCCAACAUCGAAUAAUUCGUGUAGAACAUCAUUACAAGAUGUGCUAACUACAACAUAUUCAGUUAGUUCAGCAUUGGAGUCUUUGCCAAAGGCUGGUACUUUAAGAUACCAAGCUCCAGAAAUUAUUGAUGGCGCUAUCUCUUUCACCGGUUGGGCUUUAUUACGUACAGAUAUAUAUUCCUUAGGAUUAAUUUUGUGGGAAUUGCUGACAUCGGUUCGUGUACCUGUUGAAUAUGAAAAAUUCCCAGAAGAAGAUUGUGAUGAUAUCAAUGAAGUAGACUUGAAAUUGAUUGACUCUGUUCCGAAUAUGACCUCGUCAUCGAUUAGUUCUGAUUUCCAUACAAUAAAUGAUGUACACCUUGAUUUCAAUGAUUUAAAUGAAGACAGAGAUUAUCAUACACCAGAGCACAGAAAAGCAAAGAAACGGCAUCAUUGGCUACCGUAUGAAAAAGAACUAGGAUCAUAUCAUACUUCAUCUGCUGCUUUACAACAAUUGGUUUGUUUAGAAAAAUAUCGUCCAAUAUGUUAUCCAUCAUGGUGUCAUUCAUCUUUGAUGACAAGCUUUUAUCGAACAAUCAGUGAAUGCUGGGAUCAUGAUCCAGAAGCACGUCUUACAGCAGAUUGUAUUUUGAAACGUAUUCGUUCAUUAAACGCUCAACUGAUUAAAUCUAAAAAUUCAGUAUAAAAUGGUGGGGAGGGGAGGAUUUAGAGGUGACGGAAAGAAAUGAUGACACGUUAAAAUAAAUUUCAGUUAUAGCUCAGGAUUUAAUGCAAUAUAUACAUAUAUAUAUGUAUAUAUUAUACCCAACACAAUAUAUAACAAAAAAUGACAACGUCAGGAAUAAUCUCGUGAUCAAGCGUCAUUCACUUACUCACUCACCUGCAUAUAUAUAUAUGCAUGCCAAUGUCUAUAUUAUCAAUAUGUAUAAUCAUGAGCAUAUGUCAUUACCUAUUUCUCACAUCAUUCAAUAUUCAUUCCAUAUCACAUAUGACAAUGUUAGUUGAGUUUCCUCCUUGUUUUCUUUAAUUAAGACAUUCCUUUCUCUUCUUCCUUGUGUAUUCUUAGGCACCUGUUAUUGUUACGAUUAUUAUUAUUAUUACUAUAAUUCCUCUCUUAUCAUCCAUUUUGCGCAGUACAUACAUGAUUAAUCCUUUUUUCUUUUAGUAUGUAGUUUGUUUCUUGUAGUGUCACAGUGUGAUUCAUCAUCAUCAUCAUCGGUAUCGUCAUCACAUCAACAACAUUAUCACUGGAAGACUAAACAAUUAUAAUGCUACCUCUAGUGUAAAUUUGUUUGUUUGAAUUUUAUUAUUUGUAAACUAUUAUUGUUAAUACUACUGUAACCUCUUUCAUGCCUAUUUCAAUUGGCAUCAUAACUUAUAUGAAUAUUCUCAUAGACGCCACCUCAUAGACAGUUAUGGUGCUCGUGUAUCCGCAUGAGAUCACAUGGGAGAUAGAGAGACAGAUAGGGAGAGAGGGAGAAGGGUGCAUCGUCUAUCUCAGGGUUUAUUCGAUGCACUUUAUGUGUUGUCUUAAUACCUUUGAUGUGCUUCAUUUAACAGUGUUCCUUCCUUGUCAUAUUUCUUUUUUCUUUCUUUUGUCCGGCUAAUGUUUUUAUUCAAUCUUUGAACUUUAUCUUGUUUCGAUAUAUAUACAUAUAUAACCCAUGUUUUCAUUUGAUUGUGCUCAAAUCUCUAGUCAUACUUUACUCUCUCCCUUUCUCUCUCCAUAUAUAUAUAGCAGAACAAAAGGAAAAUCAAGAAGUACCCUUGUAUCCCCUUUCAUCUGGUUCUUUUCCUGCCGAAUGCUUCAUUUGUGAAUAAUAUUUUAUUUAAUCUUCCCGUUUAUUUGUUUGUUUUUUCACAGCUUAUUUAUUCUUUGAGAUUUUCAAAUAUAAUGCAAUCCUCCGACAAUUCUUGCCGGUAGUUGCAUUUUUAUUCCCCUUUGGGUGUUGUUGUUAUCGUUAUUAUUGUUAUUGUUAUUAUUUUUGUUGUGGUGUUGGAGGUUGAAGUUGAAGUUUUACAGUUGGUUCUAGGAACUGAAAAAAUGCAAUCACAGAACUCUUAAGAGCAUUUAAUCAUGAAAGUAUAUAUAUAUAUAUAUAUAUAU
Messenger RNA from Trichobilharzia regenti, 6321 nucleotides. The record is from the annotation of a GenBank genome assembly. NCBI's taxonomy places the organism in Eukaryota, Metazoa, Platyhelminthes, Trematoda, Strigeidida, Schistosomatidae.